Molecule: messenger RNA, 3973 nt
Organism: Pezoporus flaviventris
Lineage: Eukaryota; Metazoa; Chordata; Aves; Psittaciformes; Psittacidae
Gene: SESTD1
Product: SEC14 and spectrin domain containing 1
Exons: 19
Coding region: 1275-3356 (693 amino acids)
Source: RefSeq, a predicted model, not a curated record
AGACUAGGUAUGUUUGUUGAUGGUGAACUUCAGUACAGUGCUGCAUAACUGUCGAGUCCUUAGGAAUAGAGUAGUAGGAGGAACACCUUUAUUCCUAAGUGACUGUGGGUGGUUGGAGAAAUACAGAACACCUUCAGUAGGUAGCCUCUGAUAAAAUAAGCAAAGCCUACCUUAGGGUUUUGUAAGGGUAAGACGUGAUGUUGCAGGAUUUUCCUCUGCAUCUCUGUUCAAGCUUUCUUGAGUGCUUGCUAUUAAUAUUCUUGUUUCUGAUCUAUAGGUGUGUACUCUUGCCUUCUCUCCAUCUUUCUGAGGCUUCUAGUUUAUUUGCCUGACUAGAAAACUUUGGUAAUACAAGGUUUUUGUUUUCAUUUUUUAAUUUAAAACUUGUGAGAGAGAUUACUGUGAUUGCUGCAUCUGAAUAACUAUAAAACCUAUGACAUGUUUAGCAUCUUGGCUUUGCCUGUAACACAGUAUAUACUAAUUUUUGGUUUGGAGCUUUUGGAUUUUGUUGGUGAGUGGAAUUUGAUCAGGUACAAGGUUUUGUUCAAGUCUUAAAGCGUUUGCUAAGUUUUUAUUUUUGAUGCUUAUGUCAGUUCUGCAUCUUCUGAUACAAAUAGGGACUAUUUAAAUCUUUUCAAUUCAUAGUAUAAUUUUCCUUUUUUACUUCUAUAGCAGUGAUUAGCAUGUAGGAAUACUUUCUUCCUCCUCUUCACAAAAAACACUAACACUGUUCCAGUUUUGAUUUUUGCCUAAAAAUCUGUGGAGAUUACCUCUGACUGAAAGCAUACUACAAGGAUUCUGGUUUUUGUUACUUUCCUGCUGCUUCCGGUGCUGCCUCAGGAGCAUUGCCUGCUAAUUAUAAACAAUGUUGAUGUCUACCAUAUGUUUUGGUAGAAGAUACGGGAUUCCUGCUGUCUCAACUUGAAUGCUUAGCUUACGAGUAUUUGUGAAUAUAUAAUGGAAAGGUUGACUCCCCUGUAAUGCAGCUUUGUAAUAAACCCUUGUUUUCAACCUCCAAGGAAAUAAAGUUUUAGAUUGGGUAUUAUCUAAAAAUAUGGCCAAAUGCUGUUUUCAUUUAAAUUUGCAGAACCUGGGAACCAGAGCUCAGACUUAUAUCCCUAACAGUGUUGCAUUCCAGUACCAAUGGUGAGAAGAUGAACUGCUGCAUUUUGGACAAGCUGAAGUUUGGAACGCUGGGACAUAAAGAACCCAUUAAGAAGGAAAUUACAGUAGUUAAGAGGAGAUGAAGAGCUGUGAAAAUUAUCUGAAGUAGGAUGGAAGCUUCAGUAAUAUUACCCAUUCUGAAGAAAAAAUUGGCUUUUCUUUCAGGAGGGAAGGACAGAAGAAGUGGCCUCAUUCUGACAAUUCCAUUAUGCCUUGAACAGACAAGCAUGGAUGAGCUGAGUGUCACACUAGACUAUCUGCUAAGUAUCCCAAGUGAGAAGUGCAAAGCUAGAGGAUUUACUGUGAUAGUGGAUGGCAGAAAAUCACAGUGGAACGUGGUAAAGACAGUUGUGUUAAUGCUACAGAACGUUGUUCCAGCUGAGGUGUCACUUGUUUGUGUAGUAAAGCCAGAUGAAUUCUGGGAUAAGAAGGUUACACAUUUCUGUUUUUGGAAAGAAAAAGAUAGACUUGGCUUUGAGGUUAUUUUAGUAUCUGCUAACAAGCUGACUCGAUACAUAGAACCAUGCCAACUAACAGAAGACUUUGGAGGAUCUCUCACCUAUGAUCACAUGGAUUGGUUGAACAAGAGGCUGGUAUUUGAAAAGUUUACGAAAGAAUCAACAUCCUUACUGGAUGAACUUGCUCUAAUUAACAAUGGAAGUGAUAAAGGAACUCAACAAGAAAGAGAGAGAUCAAUAGAUUUGAACUUCCUUCCGUCAGUUGACCCUGAGACCGUAUUGCAGACAGGUCAUGAGUUACUAUCAGAGUUACAACAGCGUCGAUUCAAUGGUUCAGAUGGAGGGGUAUCCUGGUCUCCAAUGGAUGAUGAACUACUUGCUCAGCCACAGGUCAUGAAGCUCCUAGAUUCACUCAGAGAGCAGUAUACCCGCUACCAGGAAGUUUGCAGACAACGUAGCAAGCGUACACAACUAGAGGAGAUUCAGCAGAAGGUAGUCAACUGGCUUGAAGGACCUGGAUCAGAACAGCUAAGAACCCAGUGGGGAAUAGGUGAUUCAAUUAGAGCUUCACAAGCUUUACAACAGAAACAUGAAGAAAUUGAGAGUCAGCACAGUGAAUGGUUUGCAGUUUAUGUUGAGCUUAAUCAGCAGAUAGCAGCUCUUCUAAAUGCAGGAGAGGAGGAAGACCUUGUGGAAUUAAAAGCAUUGCAGCAACAGCUGAGUGAUGUGUGUUACCGGCAGGCCAGUCAGCUGGAAUUCAGGCAGAAUCUAUUACAAGCAGCACUUGAAUUCCACAGUGUUGCCCAGGAUCUGUCUCAGCAAUUAGAUGGCUUACUAGGAAUGUUGUGUGUAGAUGUAGCGCCAGCAGAUGGAGCAUCAAUUCAACAAACUUUGAAACUAUUGGAAGAGAAAUUGAAAUGUGUUGACUUAGGCUUGCAAGGCUUGCGUGAGAAGGGUCAAAGUCUUCUUGAUCAGAUAUCUAAUCAGGCAUCCUGGGCCUAUGGAAAAGAUGUGACCAUUGAAAACAAAGAAAACGUGGACCAUAUCCAGGGAGUGAUGGAAGAUAUGCAGCUUAGAAAACAAAGGUGUGAAGAUAUGGUGGAUGUGCGGCGACUCAAGAUGCUUCAGAUGGUACAGUUAUUUAAAUGUGAAGAGGAUGCUGCUCAGGCAGUAGAAUGGUUAAGUGAGCUGUUGGAUGCUCUGCUGAAGACACAUAUCCGACUGGGAGAUGAUGCUCAAGAAACAAAAGUUUUACUGGAGAAACAUCGAAAAUUUGUUGAUGUUGCACAGAGUACUUACGAUUAUGGGAGACAGUUACUGCAGGCAACUGUGGUCCUGUGCCAGUCCCUACGAUGCACUUCAAGGUCCUCAGGGGACACGCUUCCAAGACUUAACAGAGUGUGGAAGCAGUUUACAGUAACUUCUGAGGAGAGAGUACAUCGGCUGGAAACAGCUGUUGCAUUUCAUUCAAGUGCUGAAAAGAUUUUGGAAGAAUGUCCAGAGCAGCCUGAAGCUUUUAAUGACACGGAGCAAUUUGAUGAAAUUGAAGUAGUUGGGAAAUCACUAUUGGACAGACUAACAGUGCCUGUAGUUUAUCCUGAUGGGUCUGAACAGUACUUUGGGAGCCCAAGUGAUAUGGCUUCUGCAGCAGAACACAUUAGAGAGAAGAUGAAGCUAGUUAGCCUGAAAAAGCAGCAGCUGAGACAACCAGAAGCCACUACCCCAGAGAGCUAAUACUGACCUUUGCCUAUAAAUUCAUAGUAGGACUUCAGUUUGUAAUCCAGCAUGUUGUUUGCAUAUUACAGAAUUUGGCAUAAUAUAUCAAAAUGCAUUUCACAGCUGUUGCAAGUAUCAUCUAUUUUUCAAAGUAAAUGUUCUCAGCAUCUUAACACUGUACAUCUAUCAAGCCAUAAUUAUUUAACAUGCUAUGAAACCAUAGAUUCCAAGUAUCUUAUGAAAAGGAACUGUAAACUUUGCACUGAAAUUUGCUGUAAAGCUUUAUCUGACCUGUCAGCUGAUUCUCGGUUAAACAGCUGAUGCAAGCUUUGAAUGGUGCUAAUUAAAGUGUUAGGAGUUCCGUAUUAUGAAAUUGUAGUUCUUUGCUUCCCUCUAUGCCCAGGUGAUGUAGUAAUUUUAGACUGUAGGCAAGUUCCUGCAGUGUAGACAGUGGUGACCCUAUAAUUUUAAUUUGAAAUACUUUUUAAAAAAAAAAUCAUUUUUAUUGUGCCAGUAUGCAACCUGCCAUCAAAUCUUUGAUAUAUUAAAUCCAUUAAACAGAUGUUUUCCUAUUUGUAUUGAUAAUGUAUUAAAAGCUGUUUGUGCUUAAUAAAAAUCAUCUUUUUAAAAUCUAA